AUGUCAACUUCAGCUGAUAGCUUCCGUAAGGUCCACCUCAACAAUGACGAGGAGAACGAGCGACUGCGACGUGAAGGCAAAUACGCAGACAACUACGUGACAACGUCCAAGUACACAAUCAUAAGCUUCGUCCCGAAGAUGCUCUUCGAGUUUUUCAGAGUGAUUGCCAAUUGUUACUUUUUGGCGAUAUCAAUUCUUCAAGUGGCCACACCAUGGUCCCCGACAAACAAAUACACUACAGCUGGGCCGUUGGUAACAGUGUUAAUGGUUUCUAUGAUCAAACAAGCCAUUGAAGACAAGAAGCGUCACGACGCCGACAAUGUCCAGAACUCCCGACAAUGUAAAGUGCUGGGACGUAACGGAGAGAUCGUGACGAAAGAAUGGCAAGAAGUGGUAGUUGGGGAUAUUCUACGCCUCGGUGACCGUGAUGAAGCGCCUGCAGACGUGUUUAUCCUCUCAACGUCCGAGGAAGAAGGACGAUGCUUUGUUGAAACGUGUAACUUGGACGGUGAGACGAAUCUGAAGCGACGAUCUGCCAUCGAGCAAGUGGCACAACACGUUGGCUAUAGGAAGCUAAACGAUCCUGUAUUGCCAGAGAGUGAUCACAGCAAACAAACGGUGAAGCUGAAUGCUACGAUGGAGUAUGAACAACCCAAUAAUCGCCUGUACAACUUCACUGGCAGGAUCGAGUUUGGGCCCAACAAGGAGGCAGCUCCAAUUGGCCCUUCCAACAUCAUUCUGCGUGGCUGCAGUGUUCGCGGUUGCGCGUACAUUUACGGGAUCGUCAUUUUUACUGGUUCCGAAACCAAAUUGAUGCAGAACGCUCGCUCAACGCCAUCCAAACAGAGUAAUGUGUACAAGGUCGUCAACCGCUGCAUUCUGCUGAUCUUCAUCACGCAGUUCGUGCUUUGUAUCAUCAGCACAAUUUGCAACACGAUCUGGAUGAACAAGUAUGAGAAGAAUCUUUGGUACUUUAGCUCCGCUUUUGAAGGGACGUCAUCUGCUUCCAACCUGGUCUUCCAAGCGAAAAACCUUGCCAGCGACCCUGAGAUGUGCCAUGAAGGAACGUAUGCGAAUGCAAGGACGUCCGAUUUGAAUGAAGAACUAGGACAGGUGCACCACAUUUUCAGCGACAAAACGGGUACUCUCACUUGUAACAUCAUGGAAUUCCGAAAGUGCUUCAUCGCUGGUGUAUCGUAUGGUUUCGGCACAACCGAAAUCGGUCGAGCUGUUGCCGAGAUGGCGAAGAAAAAUGCUGCUGCUAAGGGGUUAACCAUCGAUUCGAAUGAUAAAGAAGACGACAAGCACCACGAUCCUAGAGACGCUCAAGUUGAUUUCAACGCUCUCAUUCAUUUCGAUGACCCACGGUUAAUCAAUGCACUAGCCACGAAUGCUCCGGAGGCUGCAGCCAUCGAUGAGUUCCUGACAGUGCUUUCCGUGUGCCACACGGUGAUCCCUGAAAAGAAUGUGAAAACCGGUGAGAUCGACUAUCGCGCCUCUUCUCCGGAUGAAGAAGCUCUAGUGAAAGCUGCCAGGUGUUUAGGAUACAAUUUCUACGCACCAGCACCACUUUUGGAGGUCAAAGUGACUAAGAAGAACGGGUCGUCGACUAUGCGUAAGUACUCAAUUCUCAAUGUGAACGAGUUUAACAGCACUAGAAAGCGAAUGUCCGUGACAUUACGUACCGAAGACGGGCGAUACUUUCUGUACUGCAAGGGUGCAGACAAUGUAAUGAUGCCUCGCAGUAAAGUCGACCAGUAUACCGCUAAAAUGGAUGAGGAAUUGAAGCGAUUUGCUAGUGAAGGACUUCGAACGUUGGUGAUCUGCAGCAAGGAGCUAACCGCAGAAGAGUAUUUGGCUUGGGAUGCUAAAUACCAGGAAGCUGUGACUUCUCUGACAAAUCGAGAUGAACUUUUAGAACAAGUGGCUGAGUUGAUCGAAACCGAAAUGAAAAUUGUGGGGGCGACUGCAAUCGAAGAUAAAUUACAGAAAGGUGUACCCGCUGCGAUUGCAAAUCUUGCUCAGGCCGGAAUAAAGAUCUGGAUGCUAACGGGUGACAAGGAGGAAACUGCAAUCAACAUCGGCCAUGCCUGCCAGUUGAUCAAUGAAGGAAUGAAACUUCUCAUCAUCAAUUGCGAGGACCUCGACGAUUUAGGCAGACAAGUUGACACAAUAUAUAAACUGGAAGAUGUGCAGUCACAUUUGAACGCCAACACGGUUUCCAGUAAUCUCGCGCUUGUGUGUGAUGGCAAGGCGAUGGUUCACGUGUUCCCACCGAAGAACACGUCGUCUGAGCGGGCACUGCAUGCGGCGAAGGUCCUCUCCCAAAUGUUGCUGGAUAUAUCCAGUGUUUGCCAUGCAGUGAUUGCAUGUCGAGUCUCCCCUGCUCAAAAAGCGGAUAUUGUUAACCUCAUUCGGUAUAACUCACCACAAAAGCCAAUUACACUGGCCAUCGGUGACGGAGCCAAUGAUGUGAAUAUGAUUCAGUCCGCUCACGUUGGUAUCGGAGUGUCAGGCCAAGAGGGUGUACAAGCUGUUAAUGCGAGUGACUAUGCAAUAGCCCAAUUCCGGUUUCUCGAACGACUGCUUCUUGUCCACGGUCGCUAUAACUACCAACGAAUCUCCAAGGUCAUUCUUUAUUCGUUCUACAAGAAUGUCGCACUCGUUAUCGCUCUGUUCCUUUUCAACUUUUACAAUGGACAGUCAGGUACGAGUGUGUUUGAGAGUUUUGUCAUGGCUGGGUGGAAUUUCUUCCUGGCGUUGCCAAUCAUUGCGAUCGGCGUUUUUGACGAGGAUGUCGCCCCCGAACAAGUUCUCCGUAACCCGAUACUGUAUAUUCCUGGUCAGAAAAAUGAUGGGAUCAACAUGAAGCGAUUUUCGAUAUGGCUACUCAAUGCCAUGAUUCAAGCAUUUAUCUGCUUCAUGCUGGCAAUGUACGGCACAAUCAACGUCGGUGGGUUGAGUGUAGGGCUCUAUCUGCAGGGCAAUGUCAUCUACUCCGUGCUAUUGAUGUCCGCGAACGUGAAAGUUGUAUUGGAGACCCUGUCCUGGACAAAGUUCAAUCGAAUGGUCUUGGUAUUUAGCCUGUGGUUGUUCUUCUUCUUCCUGCUCGUGUUCCCUUUUAUGGGAGAACUUGGACACGAUCUGUACGGUGUUUCACUGCGGUUGUUAUCAAGGUUCGUAAUGCCUCAAUUAUUCUGCCAUUGGUGA
Phytophthora nicotianae INRA-310 is the source of this 3210-nucleotide messenger RNA. RefSeq lists its product as hypothetical. Gene Ontology annotation, cellular component: plasma membrane. The record is from RefSeq and is a predicted model, not a curated record. NCBI's taxonomy places the organism in Eukaryota, Oomycota, Peronosporomycetes, Peronosporales, Peronosporaceae. Gene Ontology annotation, molecular function: ATP hydrolysis activity; ATP binding; magnesium ion binding. Gene Ontology annotation, biological process: phospholipid translocation. Bases 1 to 3210 code for a protein of 1069 amino acids. The transcript is spliced from 2 exons.